This is a messenger RNA of Anolis sagrei ordinatus, 735 nucleotides long. The record is from RefSeq and is a predicted model, not a curated record. Lineage: Eukaryota; Metazoa; Chordata; Lepidosauria; Squamata; Anolidae.
AUGCCUGUGAGGCCCACGCUUUGGGUUAUGACGAAGGGAAAGAGACCUGGAGGCCUUGCCUUGAUUCGGGUUCCUGCGGCAGCCCUGAAGCCCGAGGAGACUUCUCUGCGGCGGCGCGUUCACACGAGCGCCGAGACACGCGUCUCCCGCGCCGCGCCUGGCCCCGCCCUCCCCCCGCCUCGUGAUUGGUCGUCCAGCAGGGCCGCAGCGGCGGGAUGCAAAGGAAGCCACCCGAUUGGCUCGCCGCGCGGCUCUAAGCCACGCCCACUCUCCCCUCAAGGCUGUGCACCAAUCGCAGCGCGCGAAAGGCGGAGAGUUUCCCCGGAUUGGUGGGCGAGAGCGAAAGGGGGAAGAGGGCGUGUCCGUGCGGGGCUUCCGGGCCGUGAUUGGCCGGCAGGGAUGGAGAGCGCGCCGGGCGGAGGGGACUGCGAGGGCGCCGCCGCUGGGUCCGCGUGCCCGCCCUCCUCUGCGCCCGCCGUGCCCGCGCCCACCCGCCGCCAGGCCUUCCUCUGGUGCCGGGAGUUCCUCGCCGGAGCAUGGCGCCGCCUCGCCAACCCCGAAGAGCUCCACAUCGCCCCCGUCAGCGGUGGGCUGAGCAACCUCCUCUACAAGUGCAGCCUCCCUGAGCGUCUCCCCAACGCAGAAGGCGAACCCCGGCAGGUGCUGCUCCGCGUCUAUGGCGCCAUCCUCCAGGUAAGACUCCUCUGCUUCCUCCUCCUCCACACAUUGCAUUGA